CAAAUCAUUGUCUUUUUCAGAUUUUUACAGCUUAACAUUAUUUACACUUGUUUCACUUAAGUUGCCAAAUCUUCAAGAGGUUGGUAUGUGGUAUUUCCAAUAAAACAUUGGAUAAAAGAACUGGAGAUCAAGACAGAGAUCUUUUGAAAAGAUCAGAUUUUUUUGUGAGCACUGAAGCGGUUUAUACUCUUUAUCUUGUUACACAACAGACAGUACAUAUUUUGACCUUUAUUGAGUUCAUUCACAUUUAUUUUCCAUAUUAGUUAAUUCUACUUGUGAAGAUGGAUAUAGAAACCUCUGAAGAUUAUAAACUAUCAUUUCAAGAUAUAAAUAUUUUUAUCAACAAGACACAGAUAUUACAUAAUGUAUGUGGAGAUGUACAAGGUAAAGAAGUACUGGCUGUCAUGGGACCAAGUGGUUCUGGUAAAACAACCAUGCUUAAUGCUAUAGCUGGUCGUGAAGCUGUAAAAUCAGGAGAAAUAACAAUAAAUGACCAAUGUAUCAACAAACAGUUAAGAAGAAAAAUGGGAUAUGUUUUACAACAAGAUUUAUUCUAUUCUAACCUUACGCUAUGGGAGACAUUAUAUUUUACAGCUAUGUUACAUAUACCAGAAAAAGUACCCACGUCUGAAAAACUUCGACGUAUUGAUGCAAUUAUUGAAACUUUAGAUUUAGAAAAAUGUCGAAAAACAAUUAUCGGUGCUCAGUUUACACAUGGUUUAUCUGGUGGUGAGAAGAAAAGAUUAAGUAUUGCAUGUGAACUUUUGACUAAUCCAGAUAUCAUGUUACUAGAUGAACCAACAUCAGGAUUAGAUUCUAGUACAGCGUAUAGUUUAAUGGUACAAGUAAAACGUUACGCAGAGAUGUAUAAUAAAGCUGUUAUUGUCACCAUACAUCAACCUUCAAGUCAGAUAUUUCACAUGUUUAAUACUCUAUUACUGUUAGCAGAUGGUCAUGUUGCUUAUUUUGGAAAAGCAGAAAAGGCUUUGGAUUUUUUUGAGGAAAUUAAUUUUGUGUGUGAACCACACUUUAAUCCAGCCGAUUUUCUUUUAGAACUAGUGAAGAAAGAUGAAGAAACCCUAGAAAUAAUCUUAGAAAACUGGAAAGCCAAGAGCAGUUCAAACAAAAAGAAAUUAAGCAACUCUAAUUCUCUAGAUCUGGACAAUUUUGAACCAGUCCAUGAGCCUUCUGAUAUCACCUUACAGUAUAUCAAAAUAUUAGAUCCGGAUGAAAAUAAAGACAUUGAUAAAUUAAGCAAUGGUAAUCAUCUAUCAGAUGUUCGAUGGCAAAGUUCUUUCUGGACUCAGUUGAAGAUGCUGACUUGGAGAAAUUUUAAAGAAUCGAGGAGCAGAAUUUUAUCUAAAUAUGUUGUAGGAAGUAACAUUGUUAUAGCUGUUGCUAUGGCAGUAUUAUGGUUUCAAAUGGAACGUUCAUACAAGACAAUAAGAGACAGGAUGGGAUGGUCGUUUUUUAUAAUUGUUUAUUGGGGCUUUUCACCGAUUAUGGAUGCUGUUAUUAGCUUUCCCAUGGAGAAGACAAUAAUGCUGAAAGAAAGAGCUGCUGGUUCCUAUAGAUUAUCAGCUUAUUAUCUAGCUAAAACAAUCAGUGAAAUACCAUUAAUUGCUCUCCUGCCAUUUGUAUUUGUAACCAUUACAUAUUGGGCAGCUGGUAUGAAAGGAGUUGUUGAAUAUAUUGCUACCAUGCUGUUAAUAUCCAUAUCUGCCAUCAACUCCCAGGGCUUUGGUUUUGUACUUGGAGCUGGUAUAUUAAAUUUUGAGCUAGCUUUAACAUCUUCAACCACCUUUAUGUUGCUUUCUCUUACAUUAGGUGGGUUUUACAUUCAGAGGUUUCCACCCUGGCUGGUUUGGUCAAGAUAUCUCUCAUUGCUCCAUUAUCCAUUUUCUGCCAUCAGUAUAUUAGAAUUUGCUGAUACCGCUCAAAUUCUCUGUGCUAAUGUCACUGUUACACAAUUUCCACAAUGUGGUAAAAAUGGUACAGAUUUUGUUACAUCAAAGAUGAUAUUGGAGGACUUCCAAGUGACAUUACCUAUAUAUUGUUAUGUUUGUACAUUGAUUAUAAUGACCAUACUAGUGAGAAUUCUGGGUUAUUUCGUGUUGAGGUUAAAAACCAGGCAAAAACAUCUUUCAUAACAAGCUGUAAUGAAAAGGUUUGAGCGAAGCACUAUAUGAUAUACAUGUACAUGGUGAUUACAAGAAUCUUGAUAUCGUGUAUCACCUAAAAUGGAAGUUAUUUAUACUCUACACUGUUUUAAUGUAAACUAAUGUGUUUUAUGAGAUAUUGAUUGGAUGGACCUCCAGUUGAUAUAAAUAGUUCUAAUUAUGUCAAGAUGUACUAAUUAUUGUAUCAUAAAUUCAUCCAUCCUUUACUGUUAACUAAUUCACAAAAACUGUCCCUAAUAAUUGAUAACCAAUCAUGUUACCUAAUUUGGGUGCCUGAGUCUCAAAUCUUUUCACUCAGUAGGCCUAAGUGUAUUUGAUGAUGAGUGCAUGUGGGAGACAAAAAGGGGUAUUUUCUGGCAAAAAUCUAAGAUUUUCAGGGAAAAUCAUUCAUUCUGGCAAGAAUUUUUCUGCCCUCAUAUUAUAAGGUCCUGUACAUCCACAGUGCACUGAUUGACGGAGUAGGUUAAUUGUGCAUAUUUCUGAUUGAUAUUUGGGAACAUACCGGUGUUCAGUUGAUCUAAUUUAAUACCAGUGUACUCAUUUUCAUGUGUUAUUCCCAUAUCCAUGUGCAUCAUUUGUGUAACUGUAUUACGGGUACAUUUAAUUAACAAAAAUGUGUUUGCUCUAUAGGCCAACAUACACUACAACUCAGGUAUCAUGUAGUUAUAAACCCAACGCUCAUUAUCGAAUCUAAACAGACCCUUUUUAAACCACACAACAGUAGAAACCCAAUGCUUUUCUAUGAUUCUCAACAGAUUUGAUCAGUUUUCCAACAAUGGUUUGAAACUAAACAUUAAAUACAGAAACUACUGCCCUGCUAAAACAACACAACUAAAUGAUACCCAAGCUGUAGUGAUGUAUAUUGACUUAUCAUGUUAUUUAAUUCACCUGUUGGUAUUGUUAAAUUAUGAUGGAGCUUUUUUUAAAAUAAAGUC
Patella vulgata (common limpet) is the source of this 3115-nucleotide messenger RNA. RefSeq lists its product as uncharacterized. Gene Ontology annotation, molecular function: ATP binding; ABC-type transporter activity; ATP hydrolysis activity. Lineage: Eukaryota; Metazoa; Mollusca; Gastropoda; Patellidae. Bases 282 to 2150 code for a protein of 622 amino acids. The transcript is spliced from 14 exons. Gene Ontology annotation, cellular component: plasma membrane. The record is from RefSeq and is a predicted model, not a curated record.